Messenger RNA from Lithohypha guttulata, 1599 nucleotides. RefSeq lists its product as uncharacterized. The transcript is spliced from 3 exons. NCBI's taxonomy places the organism in Eukaryota, Fungi, Ascomycota, Eurotiomycetes, Chaetothyriales, Trichomeriaceae. The record is from RefSeq and is a predicted model, not a curated record. Bases 1 to 1599 code for a protein of 532 amino acids. Gene Ontology annotation, molecular function: heme binding; iron ion binding; monooxygenase activity.
AUGGCCGCGAUAUCGAUUGCUGUGACGAUGCUCUAUUUGUUUAUGAUCUUCACCUGUUAUGUGAGAACACAACACAAGAGCCGAGCGUUAUACCAGGCUAAUAUCAACCAGGAAGUCGUACAAAUCAUCUACCGCCUCAAAUUCCACCCACUAGCUCGCUACCCAGGACCAUUCCUCUCCAGAAUAUCCUCACUCUCAAUACCACUCCAAGCCGCGUCAGGCGACCGACACCUCCACCAGCUUCAAGAACACCAACGGUACGGACCCAUAGUACGAAUUGGUCCCUCAUCCCUCUCCUUCGCGUCACCAGCUGCCUUACGCACAAUCUACCAGUCCAGUCGAGCUCAGAACCCGCUUCGUAAAUCAGAUUACUACAAGACUGUCGACGCGCCUGCUGGAGCCUACUCGACACAUACGGAGAUCAGUCGGAGGAAACAUGCUUUCAGACGGCGCGUGCUCGAUCAUGCUUUCUCGGAGGCUUCGAUGCGCCCGGCGGAGGAGUUUGUUCUUGAGAAUAUAAGGACGUUCUGUAAACUUCUUGGUCCGGAGUCAGACGGUGAAGGGCUGGAGUGGUCACGGCCUCGCAAUAUGAGGAGUUCUGAGCUGUUGUACUGGUUUAUCGUUCGACCUAUCUUGUGCUCACCAACACUGAUGAAAUGGUUUGGUGGUCAAUUCGCACAGGAUGAACAUGAGUUCGUGGCUUAUGCGUCGGCAUGUGUGAAGGACAGGAUAUCAAAAGAGCACGAGAGUGAUAAGGUCGUGCGGAAGGAUAUGAUGUAUUUCAUCCUCGAUGCUAAGGAUCCUGUCACAGGCCAACCUUUCACGAACCAAGACCUCGACGCAGAAUCGUCCCUGCUGAUCGCGGCAGGCGGUGACACUACCUCCACGGUCCUCGCUGCGGCAUUCUUCUAUCUCACUCUGCCGACAUCGGAAAGUGUCUUGAACCAUGCACAAAAACAGCUGAGGGAGCGAUGUUCGUCACCCUCUGAUUUGACCUGGACUGAAGUCAGGAGGAACACGUACCUUCGUGCCAUUGUUGAGGAGACGUUACGAAUGGCACCAGCAGCCCCGUCCGAACUUCCGAGAACGAUCCUGCAAAAGCCAGGGCUCGAUAUUGCGGGAGAGUUCAUCCCAUCAGGGACGACAGUUGGCUGCUCAGCAUACGUUUUGCAUCACAAUGAGGAGGCUUUUCCAUCGUCCUUCUCCUUCAGACCAGAACGCUGGAUAGCUAUCUCAAAAGAAGACACACAUUCCACUUCAGCCACAACACAUCUUUCAGAGCCAUCGUAUCUGCAGCAUCCGGAUCAGGUCUCUCGUGCUCGAGAAGCAUUCUGUGCAUUCAGCUUAGGAAGUCGAGGAUGCGUUGGCAAAGCGUUAGCAUAUAUGGAACUUUGUCUCACUUUAGCACAUGUUUUGUGGGCUUUCGAUUUCAGACGAGCUGAAAACGGUGAUCGAAUCUCGGUACGGUCGAAGACACAAGCCAACGCUAGAGGACUCGAGUGGCGUGAGUUUGAAUACCAGCUGAGGGAUGUUUUUAUUACCGAUCGAGCUGGUCCAUUGAUCAAAUUUAGGAGAGCUCAGAGGCCAGGGGUAUCAUGA